CUGCUUUACCAAACAUCUUUUUACAAUCCGCUAAAUGAAUCCACUGGUCAAAUCCGCUAACACAAUCCGCCGUUAGCAAUCCGCUAACUGCCAACCGCUAACCGCUGAUUGCCAAACAUGCCCAUAAGCCUUUAUGACUGGAUACGGGUUUAUGUCUUGAAAUUGGUCUGCGUGUUCUUAGUGUCUAUUAUAAGCUUUUUAUUUUGAAAAAAAGAAUAAACAAGGAUAAUCUCCAUCAUAAACUAAAAUUAUUCAUAACAUUAAAGCUUCAGAUUGCCAAAAUUGUUCUUGAUAUAUACAUUUGAUGCAUUAGGCCCUUGAUAUAAUUGAAUAUGCAAGUAAAUUUGAUAGGAUCAAUUAUAACUAAAUUAAUGUUUUACUAAAUCGAUAAGUAAAAGAGUAUGUUAAGUACUCCAUAUAUUAUAUAGACAGUGCUAAAAUGCAAGGAAAAUAAAGGUCUACGGUCUAGACAGUUUUAUCCUAUGGACGGAAUCCAUUUUUAACAUUUUUGCCUCCCAACCAUUACAGAUGAUUAAGGAACACACGAGGAAAUACUAAAUAAUAGGGAAUAAAUACCGGCCAACAUAUUUUAUUUUAAUAGGGAAUAAAUACCGGCCAACAUAUUUUAUUUUAAAUAAGUAAGGGUCAAAACAGAAAAACAAAAACAGGAAGGCUCAAUAACAAAAAUGAUGUUUGCUUGUACCCAUUUUUAUACUCACUUUUGUACCUACCUAUGUUUGUGAAUGUGUUUUGUUCUUGUCUAUGAAUCCCGGUUCACAGACAAUAUUUUGCACAAGCAAAAUAUUUUGCACAAACAAAAUAUUGUCUUUGAAUCAGGUUGAAAGACAAACAAAACACUUCACAAACAUGAUGGGUGAAAGAGUGAGUAGAUUGGCUCAAUAAUGCAAGACAACAUGAUGGGUGAAAGAGUGAGUAGAUUGGCUCAAUAAUGCAAGACGUAAGCAUCAUAUUGGACGGUGGCAUCGCCAGUUUUGAUAUCAAACCAGUAAGUCCUGGCCUGGACGUAGCCGCGAGCCAACCGGAAAAGCCCACUGCCGCCGACGAUAGGCAUCUCCCGGACCUUAAGAAACACCGGGUUCCGGCCGACCACCGUGAGGGUGCUGCCGUUGUACUUGCCUUCAAUGAACGCCAGAUUCAUGACCAUCAAGAGCCCAAGAUCUGUCUGACCCGCCGAAGCAUAAAAUCCCUGCGCUCUUCCCACGCACUUAGAGCUCAGAUUCGCCCCAACGGUUAGCGGAUUGUCGAUUAUGUUUGUCCCUCCGAAGCCCGUCAUCGACGAUGACGAGCUAUUAGCCGCCGGGAUGAUUUCGAUCGACGUCGGCUUCGUCCCGCUAAGGACGUCGUGCCAAUACCAGCGGAAAUGGCUGGCUUUUUCGAUCUUCAGUCCAAGCGAUUCCCGGUCUAUCUGCUUUCCGAUGAUUUGUUCUUCUCCGGUAGCCGGGAAAGUGAGGAGGAAGAAGAUGAAGAAGGGAAGGGAGACGGUAAAAAUGGGAUGCAUAAUUGGAUUGUUUGCCAUAAUUAAAAAGCUGGCUUGCUUAAUUUGGUUUGGAUCAGAAGUGGGUACGGACACCAGAAAUGGAUUGUUACCAGAAGGGUAUAUAUAGACCAAACAACAGGAUAGGGAGAAGCCAAAAUGGUUCAUCCUCCAUACACUAAAAUUCCAGAGACUAGAAGUCAACGAAUGGAAAUAGACUUUGGGUGACCAUAGCAAAUGGCUCAUCCUGCUAGCGGUAAGAGAAGUCGGCACUCUUAAAGUCUU
Messenger RNA from Cuscuta epithymum, 1780 nucleotides. The record is from the annotation of a GenBank genome assembly. NCBI's taxonomy places the organism in Eukaryota, Viridiplantae, Streptophyta, Magnoliopsida, Solanales, Convolvulaceae.